AUGACGCUCUCCGUUCAAGACGACGCGCUCUUCCUGGGCCUGGACUGCUCCACGCAGAGCAUGUCGGCUGUGGUCGUGGACGCGCGCGGCCACGUGGCGUUCGAGAGCUCCUUCCGCUUCGACGAGCGCUUCCCGCAGUACGGCACGGACAACGGCGUGCUGCGUCCCAAGGAGAACGAGGUGGUGAUCCCCUCGCUCAUGUUCGUCGAGUCGCUGGACGCCAUCCUGGAAGACCUGGCCAAGAGCCCGGUGGACGUGAGCAAGAUCAAGAGCGUCAGUGGCAGCGCGCAGCAGCAUGCCUCCGUCUACUGGAGCAAGGGCUUCUCGCUGGGUGCGUGCUUGGAUGCCGCCGCCGAGUCUGGUGCCGCCUCGAUGGUGGAGGCCAUGGAGAAGCAGCAGCAGCCUGCAUUCUGUCUACCGGACGGUCCCAGUUGGAUGGACAGCUCCACGACGCAAUACUGCUCUGAGCUGGAGGCCGCCGUGGGUGGAGCUGACCGCGUCGCUGAGAUAAGUGGCUCUCGAGCGUACGAACGCUUCACGGGCAACCAGAUCGCCAAGCGGAUCCACGAGGACCCCGAGUUCCUGGAGAAAUGCGGCCGCAUCGCCCUGGUAUCGUCGAUGCUGACUUCGCUGCUGUGUGGUGACUACACCCCCAUCGACGACAGUGAUGGAUCGGGCAUGAACCUCCUCGACGUGCGCGAGAGGGUGUGGUCUCCUGAGCUGGUGAAGGCCACCGCCAAGUAUAGCAGCUCUACGGACGCCCCCGAGAAGCUCAAGACGGCUCUGGGUUCGGAAGUUUCGCGCGCGUACUCCUCUGUUGGAGCUAUCCACGCCUACUUCCAGAAGAAAUAUGGUUUUGCUGCUGACUGCAAGGUGAUCCCGUUCUCCGGUGACAACCCGUGCACUCUCGCGGGCAUUGGUCUCUCUCAGCCCGGUGAUGUGGGUGUCUCGCUGGGGACGUCCAGCACACUCUUUGCGGUUGUGCCAACGGAGGCCGCGCGCUUCUCGGGACAAGAAGGCCACUUCUUCUGCAACCCGAUCGACCCGGACACUGUCAUGGCCAUGAUCUGCUUCAAGAACGGCUCGCUCACGCGCCAAGAAGUCCGCGACCGCCGCGCUGGUGCGUCGUGGGAGAAGUUCGAGGAGCUGAUGCACGUCACCAAGGCGGGCAACGGAGGCACCACGGCGUUUUACUACCAAGACCCGGAAAUCACGCCCUCGACUCUCAAGGCUGGAGUUGUCGGCUUCGAUGCCAGCAGUGCUCGCACCGACAUCUCGCUGGCCCCGCCUGAAGUGGAGGUGCGUGCGGUCGUGGAGAGCCAAUUCCUGUCGCUGCGUCUGCACGCCGAACGACUUGGAGUGAACAAGCCGCAGCGUCUGAUUGUGGUCGGCGGAGCCUCCGCGAACAAGUGCAUGCUGCAAGUGCUCGCGAACGUCUUCAACGCCCCCGUGUACCGCCUCACCUGCGCGUCCAACUCGGCUGCGCUGGGUGGCGCCUUCCGGGCCCGUCACGGGUACGCCUGUGCCAGCAAUGCCUCUGGUUACGUGCCGUUCGACGUGGCCGACAGUCUCGACUUCUCGCUGAGCGCCACGCCCAUCGACCAGGACGCCAAGACGUACACGGCCGAGCUCCCGCGCUUCGAAAGCCUCGAGAACCAGGCCGUCAGCCUGCUCAGCUAG
Phytophthora sojae is the source of this 1680-nucleotide messenger RNA. RefSeq lists its product as hypothetical. Gene Ontology annotation, biological process: xylulose metabolic process. Gene Ontology annotation, cellular component: cytosol. NCBI's taxonomy places the organism in Eukaryota, Oomycota, Peronosporomycetes, Peronosporales, Peronosporaceae. The record is from RefSeq and is a predicted model, not a curated record. The transcript has a single exon. Gene Ontology annotation, molecular function: D-xylulokinase activity. The coding region runs from base 1 to 1680 and encodes 559 amino acids.